Molecule: messenger RNA, 1381 nt
Organism: Argentina anserina (silverweed cinquefoil)
Lineage: Eukaryota; Viridiplantae; Streptophyta; Magnoliopsida; Rosales; Rosaceae
Product: loganic acid O-methyltransferase-like
Exons: 3
Coding region: 169-1248 (359 amino acids)
Biological process (GO): methylation
Molecular function (GO): S-adenosylmethionine-dependent methyltransferase activity
Source: RefSeq, a predicted model, not a curated record
AGGGGAUUUGAUUUAGUAUGUCGAGAAAGGCCAUUUGCUUCAUGAAACCACGUCAGUGUCUAUGACAUUUUCUAGACAUAUAUUUCUUGAUUAAUUUCCCAAGACCUUCUUUCUUGGUAGUAAUAUAAAUAACAGUAACCCUUAAGAAACAUUAUGCAGUAGAGAGAGAUGGCAGAAGAAAUAUCCAGCAAAGUUUUUGAAGCACAUCCUAUGAAUGGUGGAGAUGGGCCCAACAGCUAUGCCAAGAACUCAAUUUACCAGAGACGAGUUGUGGAUAUUGCUAAAGAGCUCAUGAACAAGGCAAUUCUAGAAAAGCUUGACAUAGACAUGUCCAACACCUUCUACAUUGCAGAUCUGGGUUGCUCUGUUGGUCCAAAUACAUUUUAUUCAGUGGAAAAUAUACUUGAAACCGUGCGGUCCAAGUAUCAAAUCCAGGGGCAGAAAUCCCAAAUCUCAGAGUUCCAAGUUUUCUUUAAUGAUCAUGCUGAAAAUGAUUUCAACAUGCUCUUCAAAUCCCUCCCUCAGAACAGGCAAUACUUUGCAGUUGGUGUGCCUGGUUCUUUCCAUGACCGUCUAUUCCCUAAUGCCUCGAUUCACAUUGUCCACUGUUCUUAUGCCAUUCAAUGGCUUUCAAGAGUACCAGAAGCGGUAGUUGACAGUAGCAGUUCUGCUUGGAAUAAAGGACGAAUCCAUUAUUCAAAUUCCACAGAUGAAGUAAUAAGGGCUUAUGAAACUCAAUGUAGUGAGGACAUGGAGUGCUUCCUGCAUUCCAGGGCACAAGAGAUUGUGUAUGGAGGGCUGAUAAUACUUACGAUUCCAGGCCGCCCUGAUGGAACUCCGCACUCUCUAUCUCAGGCAAAUAUGACCUUACAAUUUCUAGGAUCAUGCCUCAUGGACAUGGCUGAAAAGGGAGAUGUUAGUGAAGAGAAAGUAGAUUCAUUUAACAUACCUAUGUAUACCAUGUCUCCCCAAGAACUGAAAGCUGCAGUUGAACGAAAUGGAUGUUUUAGUAUAGAGAUAAUGUCAGAGUUACCUCAUCAGUCGAUAACUAACACAAUCUCCCUAUCUCAACUACUUGCCUCACACCUGAGGGCCGGCAUGGAGGGGAUUGUCAAGCAGCACUUUGGAGAAGAUAUCAUAGAUGAGCUGUUUGACCUGUAUCAGAAUAAGUGUGAAGAAAAUGCCUCCAUAUUUAAGUUAGGGAAGUCACUUAGCUUUCUUGCUGUGCUUAGGCGCAUUGCAGAUUGAUCGGUUUGGACCAGGUUACUGGUCAAGCAAUUGUUGAAUUUCCCUUUAGCUUCCUUAUUGCUUGUAUAACUACAGAACAAAGUGACAAUCCAAAUGUAUGGAAUAAAUGUAGUUGAGGAUUUACCUGCAGUAA